CAUGGUUACGUCAUAGUAACUCAUCUGUAGUUCGUUGAUACACGAUACAUGAUGGGGGAAGGAGAAGGCAAACAGAUGUCCCUUUAUGGGAAAUACUAUCUAUCGCCGGAAGAAAUGGCGGGUUUGUGGAAGAAUGUUCUUCGCAGAACGGAGAGAAUUCGCCGUAAUCACUUGGCCACCAACGGAGAUGGUUCGAAACUUUGGCCUGGCAUAAAACAGUGGUCUAGCAACGAACUGGAGGCCAUGAAAGAUAGUUUCUACGGCAAGCGAACCAGAACUACUGUAGCCGAUAAUUUCUCCACCUACAACCGCCUGUUUCAUCAGCGGAAUGGAUACGAUAGUAAGAUACAUCGCGAUGAUCGCAACCACAUCCUGAAGAUCGGCCGAGCGGUCCACGACGAGGAGAAGAGGCGGCUGUGGCCGGUGUUGAGUUCCUUCUCUUACGGACACCGGGUGGAUAAGCUGUUGGAGCCUUUCUGUCGCACCCACGUCCGGAUCGAGCACGUAGCUCAGGGCUUCUCGUAUACCCGGGGCACCGGCCUCCCUCCCAUCGAAAAAUCACGAAGCAAUAUGUAGGAUAAUAUUCAAAAUAUCUAACAGACUUAUAUUUUAAAUGUAAAACAUUUAUCGUGUAAAAUAUAUGUAAAUGUAAAUGAAAUAAUAUUUCGCAGUUGUCGUUCUUCUCAUACUCAGAUUUGAUUUCUCGUUGUCCAUUAAAGAUGAACUUGGAAUCUCAGGUCUAGCCAACUUAAUUCAUUUAUCUGAUUCAAAUCACGUUCAAAUGGGGUCUUUAAUGUGACCUCACGGUUCAUUAGCGGAAGCACUACAAAGAGAUUACGAUAAUUAAUCUCGUCAUUAGACGUUGCAAUAAC
Molecule: messenger RNA, 872 nt
Organism: Magallana angulata
Lineage: Eukaryota; Metazoa; Mollusca; Bivalvia; Ostreida; Ostreidae
Exons: 4
Coding region: 49-576 (175 amino acids)
Source: RefSeq, a predicted model, not a curated record